Chanos chanos (milkfish) is the source of this 1476-nucleotide messenger RNA. Its product is annotated as testis-specific serine/threonine-protein kinase 5-like. Gene Ontology annotation, biological process: protein phosphorylation; intracellular signal transduction; microtubule cytoskeleton organization. The transcript is spliced from 8 exons. The record is from RefSeq and is a predicted model, not a curated record. Lineage: Eukaryota; Metazoa; Chordata; Actinopteri; Gonorynchiformes; Chanidae. Gene Ontology annotation, cellular component: cytoplasm. Bases 1 to 1476 code for a protein of 491 amino acids. Gene Ontology annotation, molecular function: ATP binding; tau-protein kinase activity.
AUGAGAGGAGCAAAAUUCAGGGCCUCAGACAGAUCAUCCCAAGACAAAGUAACUGAAUGUAGGCAACAUGGUUAUCUUCUGUCAGCCAAGAAAAUUGGCACCGGUGCUUUCUCCAAAGUCUACCUUGGCUACGCUACACAGAGCAAGAUCACUCAGAACUACAAGCUGGCCAGUGAUCUUCGCCGCAAGAAGCACAACAUGGUGGCCAUCAAGAUCAUCUCCAUGACAAAAGCUCCUCCUGAAUACAUUAAGACGUUUCUCUACCGAGAGAUUUAUACCUUGAACGCUGCGUACCACCAUCCUAACGUUAUCCAGCUGUACGAUUCCUUCUGCUCUGCCAGUCACGUUUACCUGGUCCUGGAGUUAGCGUCCAGCGGGGACCUGCUGGGACACAUCAACUCCAUGUCCCAGUGUAAAAGCACCCCGGGGCUCAGUGAGGACGAUGCUCGAGGCAUCUUCAAACAGAUCGUCAACGCCGUUAUGCACUGCCACAGCAAUGACAUCAUUCAUAGAGACCUGAAAUGUGAAAACAUUCUUCUAGAUGCAGGAGGUGUGGUGAAGCUGACAGACUUUGGUUUUGCUAACGUCUGGUCGGACAGAAAAUCUUUGAUGAGUACGUUCUGUGGCUCCGUGGCUUACACAGCACCUGAGAUUCUUCUCUCCUGCAAAUACAACGGGGAACAGGCUGAUCUGUGGAGUCUGGGUGUUAUUCUGUAUGCCAUGGUCAGCGGGAAACUACCCUACAAUGAAAAGCACCCCCAGAAACUGGUCAGACUUAUCAAGAAGGACCUGCAGUUCAGCAACCCCAUCUCCACAGCCUGCCAGGAUCUGAUAAAGGGCUUACUGCACUGGCAGCCCUCUGCCCGCCUGCCCCUCUCCCUCGUCCUUACCCACCACUGGAUGAUGCCCGCUGUACCGGGGUAUCUGGGUCAAGUCCGAACCACCAAGAGUGACAUCACGGACCAGAGCAAGGCCAAAGACAGCAGGACCAAAGAGGUUGCGUCCGGGGCGCGUACUAGACGUGCCUGUCAAUCAGACACGAGCACUUCGGCCCGCCCCCCGCAGGCUCCGCCUGUCCGACGUGCACCCGCCAGUAUGCCCGAGGGAACCAAGCGCAACCCGGUUCAGCGUCGCUCCGGGACCGGCCACAUGGCCUGCCAUGGCAACGCGUGCGAGGAGAAGACAGAGGACUUCAUGUGCAUCAAGCCGCUGUCCAUCUCGCCCUGCCGCCUCCUGGCAAGACCCACCCAGAACGAGACGAGCGACUCUAAUCGUCUGUUCUUCGCCAGGCCGCGCCCCCAAGCCCCUCCGCGACCCCCCUCCAUCCCGAAGCCCUUCCGCAACCUCCCCAACUUCCGCAAGCCGGGCUCCGCCCCUUCCCCCGACCCCGGGACCUCCCGGCAGUUCCGCGGCCACACGGCGCGGACCGCCACCAGCGCCAAGUCCCGCCCGAGGGUGGCGAUACGGGGACUCUGA